This is a messenger RNA of Hyaloscypha bicolor E, 801 nucleotides long. RefSeq lists its product as uncharacterized. The transcript has a single exon. The coding region runs from base 245 to 694 and encodes 149 amino acids. The record is from RefSeq and is a predicted model, not a curated record. NCBI's taxonomy places the organism in Eukaryota, Fungi, Ascomycota, Leotiomycetes, Helotiales, Hyaloscyphaceae.
AAUGCCCUGUAAUCCCGUCACUUUAUGCCGCAAUCUUCGUAGAAUGACUAGAUACAGAAGAGUGAAGUCUAGAAACAGAGGAAAAGUGUCCAAAGUAAGGGAUUUAUUCCCAUUACCCUUCGGCGAUACCGGUGAUGCCGAGCCCGCUUUCUCCGAUAUAUUAUCAAUCAGCUGAUAAAUCAAAGGUAAUCAAAAUGACGAUAUACUAGUAAGCUUGGUAAGCUCGGCGACUGACGCAUGACAAAUGAGAGUGGAGAACCCUAAAUUAGUGGUUGAACCUGGUGCUGGAAGGACUGGUAAGCUAGCUAUGGUAGCGUACCAAUUUCAACACUUACAAUGCUCACUAUCAGUAUUCUAUCAGAAGCUCUUCGAUCCCAGGACUUCUGGACCCGAAACUGGCCACCGAGAGAGAUAUUGGAAUCUGUUCCACAUGUUAUGCCAGAACAGUACCAUGCAAGCAGCCUUAGACGUGUGUCUUCACACACAGGUUCCGGGACUCGUAUCUUGGACGAAAGCUAGCCUCUUGCUUGCAAUUGACGACACGAUUGACAGCUUAAUGAAAAGAAUCGGGAGAAAUGGAAGCGAUAUCAAGGACAUCACUAGACUAUCGGUGAUUUUCUCAACUGCUAAAAGCACAAUCUACCCGGGGGAAUAUGAGGACGUGAUGAUGGAGGAAUUAACUGUGUACUUAUAGCAUGUCGAGAAGCCGGCAGACAGGAGGAUAUAAGCAUUGAGGAGAACGCAAAUGACAAGGUAUAUGUUAUAAUUCACACAGUGUGAAGUCGCAGAUUUCUAAAGCAU